Molecule: messenger RNA, 6036 nt
Organism: Psylliodes chrysocephalus
Lineage: Eukaryota; Metazoa; Arthropoda; Insecta; Coleoptera; Chrysomelidae
Source: the annotation of a GenBank genome assembly
CGCUUUGAAAAACUCGUUCCUAUCGAUCUUAGCGAUAUAGAUCUUGACUUUAUUUGUAAAUUUUACAUGUAGUGAACUGUUUAUUUAUAGUGUCUUCUUCCUGAGUUUGGAAUGGAACUAAAGUGCUUUAAAAUCAAUGUGUCGAUUCGCUAUGUCCGAAAAAUGUAACUGGUAGGAGUAUGUUGGAGUUGCUAGAUAUACAUCAAUUUUACUCGGUUUUAAAAUUAGUUUUUUUUUCGUAAAGCAACUCAUGUUUGUUGACGUCGUCUAUGCCGAUGGGACACAUGCGCAGAAACAUCUUUCUGCCUGUUGUAUCGACAUUGACGAUGUGGUGUAUUUGUAAUCGUUUCAUUUGACAAUAAAGACGUUUUAUCUUCAGAACUUUACACCUUUCGAAUUUAUUUUCUGUGGAAAAAGUACGAGCGGAAAAUCUGCAGUAUUUAGUUUUUCGAAGGUGUAAAUUCUGCAUAGAUCGAAUGGACAAGGCUGCAAAAAUAGUGAUCGGCGAUGGUUUUAGGAUUUUUAUUAAACUCAAAUGAACUUAUUUGGAAAAAAACCGUUUUUUUAAUAAAGAUGGACUUGUAAAUAAAUAUAGGUCAAAUUAUUUAUUUUUCAAGCAAUGUAGUUCUUUAAAUUUUUUAAUUAUAAGCGAAAGCACAUCUGCUAAUUUAAGCAAUAGGAAAUACAUUUUUUUAUGUUUAACUAUAUUUGUGUAACAUAAAAAUUCACUGUCUUAGGACAUUUUUUAAGCAAACCAUUUACAGUUUUAGAGUUAUAUCUAUUUUUGCUUUAACACUUUGUAUAUAUCAUAUUUUUAUAGUUAAAAAUUUUAAAUUAAUGUAAUUUUUUGGUUACCAAGUAAAAAAAUUUGAGUUUAAUAACAACCUGGAGGCAUUGAAGGCUUGCUAUUGAAACGGAAUGAGACGUUGAGUAUUGAGGUCAGAAUGAAAGCUCGUCGCCGGGAACAGAAGAUUUCCGGAAUUAAAUAUAGCGGGUGUCGCGAAAAAAAUGGUUCUUGGACCUUGGAUGGGAAAGACGAGACAACGAAUGGAACAUGGGGCUUCUGUGACUUCAAUUAGAGGUUAUAUAAUGAUAUCCUAUUCAAUAUUCUUCUUCUGUUUGGUGCAGUCGUCGUUCGCAAAUUUCGAAGAUUCCUACUCGGAAAAUUUAGACAACUACAAUUUAUAUUCCGACGAAUUUCUAGAUCCCGAUGAAAGCGAUAUAGAGAAACGAGACAAUCAUUUCAUGAGGUUCGGAAGAAACAGCAGAGAUUAUAAGAAUAAAGAAUAUAUUUAUGAUGAAAUCGAGGAGCCAAGUGUGCACGUUAAACGAUCCGGGAAUCACCAUGUAAGGUUCGGCCGGUCAGGAUCUAAUUCGUUUAUGAGAUAUGGUAGAGACCCGUCGAAAAUUAGGAAUAAGUCUACGUUUCUGAGAUUGGGUAGAAAUUUCCAAGAUCAAGACGAGAAAAUCCGCGCUAAACGUUCUACGCCGCCAGAAAAUUUGCCAGUAGCAAAAUCGCCAGAAAGGAUACACAGAGGUAUUUACAUGAGAUUGGGAAGAAGUCCAUCUUUUAUGCGAUACGGUAGAGAUCCAGAUCAAGCUCUCGAUUUUCCUGAUCCCUCUUCUUUGGUUGGCAAAAAUAGAGCAUUCCUUGAUCAAAUAUCACCGGUCUAUGAAAAUGAUCUCAAAGAAAAUCAUCUACUUACCCUGAUAUUAGCCAAACUUUUAUCUAGGAGACAGGAAUUAUUGGCGAAGCCCAUCGAGGAUUCAGUGUAACGGAGUUAAAAGGCUGUUUGUUGAUGUUUCAAGGGAGGCCUAAACCUAGUCAAGAGUUUAUAUUAUAGUGUGGUGUUAUUGUUUAUUAUUUAUCUUGUAAUAAAAAUCGGCAAAUUUAUACGUUUUAAAAUUGAAUAAAUUUAGUCAAAACUACAGUUGAAUCUCUGGAUCUUUUUCCAUGUGUCAUCAAUAUAAGAUAUCAAUGUAGUAUCAUUGUCUACUAUCCAUAAAAUACAAUCUUUUAAUCAACUCAUCAUGUUCUUGUGGAGACAUCCGUAUAAAGGACAGUCUUUGAUCGACACAAACUCUAUAUUUUAAAACUAUCGUACUGAAAAUAUUCAUAUUAUACAAAAAAAAAUUUGUAUAGUUUUUGUUAUAGUUCAGUUAGAUUUUUAUAUUUCAGAAUAGUGUGGGGUACCUAGAUUACUGAAAAAUUAAGAAAGGUAUAAACUAGAUACUAUAAAGGUUUAGUCUUCGUAGCAGGUAUAUUACAUUUUUAUUUUAAAGCUCUUACAUUUAAUAUUUCAAGGUACAAUUUAAAUUAAGGGCUUUAGCUGCCUGUUCUAAAAAAAUUUUUGGAUUUAAUAAAGAUGUAGACAAAAUUCAGUUUUUAUGGGUUGAUUUGAGCCGAAUAUCGAAAAGUAUAAACUAAAAUCCAAAACAGUAAAUUGAUUACCGCUCUUCUUCUAUUCCAGUGCAUAUCUUAGGUUAAAAUUAACCCUUAGGGCAUGUUAUCAAACGUUCUCCCGAUAUUUUAAAGGAACCAGUUCAAAUUAAUAAUUUUUAACAUGUCUCUUAAAAUUUGUAAAAAAGAAUGUUUCUGAUUUAAAAAACAAACAAAAUUGUCAAUAAAUAAAUUUUUAAAUACCUUUCAAUUUCAAAGGAUGUUUUAUAUAAUUUAUAUAUAAAAAAAAUAACCUCCUGUUACCACAUUUUUAAUAUUUGCGGUGGUAUCAGGCACUGCAUGAUGUUUUGCCUCACCAGAAUAUUUAUCUACAUCUUCCAGCUAUUAGAUUUUUUAAAUAUUUUAUCUAUACGAUACGAACAUUUUCAUAAAAUAAAAAAAUAGUUACAAAGUCGAAAUAAACGGUUUUUUUUUCUAAUGAUUAGAUAAAUUAUUCAUUGAAAGCCCCUUGAGGCAUAAGAAUUUGUUCCAAACUUCUGCGCGUAUUUUGAACUGAAGAAAACGAAUGGAGGAGAUAUAAUAAAAUUUAUUUUAUUUACAUGUAGAUAGGUUAUGAAAAUAUGGGGUCCUUUUCCUCACAAAGAACAUACUUGAACUUGAAAAUAUAAAAAACGAUAAUAUAAAUAAUAAUUAUAAUAAUAGUGCUUUAUUUAGAUUAGGUAAAUUAAAUUGCAAUUAGUCGCAACACUUUUUUCGGAAACAAUGAUUUCUUUUAGGGACCAAUGGUCAAAAAAAUAAAAAUAUAUAUGUAUAACAAGAAUAAAUAAGUAUUUACAUAAUAGUCUAUUACGUAACAAGAGUAGUAAGAAGCGAGUAAUGUACUAUACUUUAUCUACAACCACAAUCAUACAUUCAUAAUCUAUAAUAUUUACUAAAUACAUCUAAUUAAAAAUAUUGUAAAUUGGUUUAGUUAAAAACCUUUGUGAAUAUUAUUGUGAAUUAAGAGCUUCAUUUAAAUAUUUACUUAUUUCAUCAAAAAAAAAUCUGCUUUUAAAACCAUCUGACUGUCUUUAGAAUUCACUUUAUUUUAUAUGGAAAUGAAGAUUCUUGACAUAAUGAUGAAGGUUUGAAUUGUUCCAUAAGUUUCUCAAAAUAUGCCAAAAGCGCUUUCUCAGAAAAUUAGUUUACAUUGUUUUUUAUACGUCAGUCCAUAAACUUUUGGUAUACCUACUAUUUCCCAGACAGUACACGUCAAUCCAUUGGAUGUCCAUCAGAAGUUCAGCAUUUUACGGAAGGACAUUCAUUGGACUAUACAAAUGUCUCACUCCUGGACGUCCAUUUGGAUUCCAUAUAUGGACUCAUUUUGUACUGCUUUUGGACAAUUUAUGGACAUCUGAUAGACAUCACCACUCAUUACCGUCUGCAAGUUUUCAAAUUCUACUAAAGUAGAUAACAACAGCAUCCUUCGUGCAUUAUUUUCUUCAAAUUCUUUACUUAAUUUUGUAUUGCUUUCAUCUGGGCACUGUAAUUUUCCAUUAAUCAAGUCUAGAAGACCUUCAGCUUUAAAUAUCCAUCACAUCAGGAUUCUGCGUAGUAGAUUAUUGGGACCACCAAAUUCUCUACUGUGCAAAAUCCUGGUGUCACUGAGUGGUUUCUGAUUGUUGUUGGAACAGACCUGAUACUUUCUUACCAGAUAACAAAACUGGAGGGUUAACAAUGAAAAGUGACAGCAACUUUUUUAUCACAAAAAAUACAGCUUAAAUAAAUAUACCAGAAGAAUUUAAAAAAUUUAUUAUUUGUCAUUUUUAUAGUAUCCAUUAUGGACAGUUUUUGGACAUCCAUUGAACUUACGAAUGGGGGAUAUAUCCAUAAAGUUUUCUAAAAUAAAAUCACUGGCAAUUGUAUUCCUAUUAAUUUUAAAAUUAUAAUUUUUAAAUAAUUUUUUAAAUAUAUGUCUAUUGUUUAUUUGUCAGAGUUAUAUAGUUUAGAUACUAUGAACUUCCUUAAAAUAACGUACUUACUUGUCUUUAUAUAUUCUAUGUAUAAAUUAAUUAUCCUAAUGUACUGAAUUACUUAAUGAUAAAAAUAACAACAUAUUGGGAAACUGGCUUAUUGAUAUAAUAACUGUAACUAUUAUUUAACAAUACAUGCUUUCUAGAAAAUCUAGAACAUCAUGCAGUAACCCACGACUAACUUAAAACUGUUUAGCAGAAUACCUUCUUUAACUGUAAGUUUCGAGGGACUUUUUCUCCAACCAAUGAAGAAACGCAUUAUUAAAGUAUUCGAACACUGAAUUACAUAGAUAUGCUUUAUAACAAAAAACGCAACUCAUUUUAAAACAGUAUUAUUUAAUAACGAUUAUAUUGAUUAAAAUACGACAAUUAUAAAAUAAUAAACGUAAUUCAUUAUAACAAUGAACCGAGUUAUUUUGUAAAAUCAUUACAUUGAUUUAGUGUACACGUUCAUAAUUUUAUGUACAAAUUUUUUGUUUUUAUGUAAGGCGUUCACAAAAACCAUGAAUACGUACGUUGUAACAACGGAAGGGUUUUUCUUAAAAUAAUGUACGUACCUUUAUAUAUUCUAUGUACAAAUUCAUUUAUUUUAUACACGAAAAUAAUAGUAAAAUAAUGUUAUAACUAAAAAAGUAUCAAAUUUUGUUUUGUUGUAAUGUCUCAUAUUGCUUUUAUAGAAAUAUAAUUAAUUAUCAAUGGAAAUUAAUUAUUAUUACAUAUGUGGAUGUUGAUAUCCUUUUUAAUUUCAAGACAGACAAUUAUUUUGAUCAGUGGUUCUUGAUUUUUUUGUUUUUUACUGAUGACGCAUGGAAAAGGAUUGAGUGCCUCAAUUGCACCUAUUAAUUGUAUAUCAUAUUUCAUACUAACAUGUUAAGAAUGAGAAAGGUUGUACCUAAUUGGCUUACGAAACUAUUUCUUUUUUUUUUUGUUAAAUUUCUUCAAAUCCUCUUCUACUCAUAUUAUAUAGGUAGGACCUAUACUUAAGAGUCUAUUAAAGUUACAUAAUUUUAUUCAAUAUUUAAUUAAGACUUUUACAUGCAGGACGAAUCAAAUCAUAGAAAAUAAUUCUAUAACCUGCAAAUUGUGAAAGAAAAAUAAUUUGUUUGUUAUAAUAUAUAAUUUAUAAGAUCAACAUUUUUAUAACUUCAAUGUACCUAGAUGAUAUAAAAGAGAUUAAGAGUAUUUACUAUAAUUAUACUUUUAUUUUAGUUAACUAAUCUCUAUACAUAUAAAGGAUAGUAAUAUAAUUUGCUUACCAUCUUAAUCUGAACAAAUCUCAAAUGUAUGAAAUAACUAUUCAUCCUGCAGGUAGAUUACUCAGGAUUGCUUAGGAUCCUUGUGAUAUUAAUGUUAUAUUUUAUUUUGUUAAUAUUUGUACGAUAUUUGUUGGUUUAGGUCUUUAUUAUAUGUGUAUACUCAGUUGUGGCUGGAAAAUUAAUUAUGUAGGUAAAUGUAAUAUUUUAUGGAUAUUAAACUAUAUUUGUUGUAAAUAUUCAACCUCUUCUAUAAAAUAAUAAUAAUCAUAAUGGUAAUAAAGCGCAUUCAAUUAUUUACUAUUAAAGUUUUGCCUAUUUGAAGAUACGUAACGAUUAGAUUCAGUUCUAAGGUAAGCUAUGUAUACAG